UAUUAAAUAAUUAGGCCUAUUAUAACAUUGCAUUCAGUUACAGAGCAAAGGAAUGACAACAUAACUGGCACAUUAUUUGUUUUGUAUUGCUUUUUACCUUCUUCUCUCGAAUUUUUUUUAUUAAAUUCGGGGAAUUUUAUGUUAUUCUUUUUAGCGUUUAUUUUAGGCUAUAAAACACAGGCGGCGGUGUCUUAUCCUGUUGGUGAUUGAUGUAAAAUAAACGCUAAAAAGAAGACUAUUUUGUGAGUGCGGAUCAUGGUCUCAUAGGCUACUAUGAAAAAUAAUGUUUAAUAAACACAAAUUAAUCUGCCGGUGGGGGCGGGGCCACAAAUCCGUGAGUUUACAAAUCCGAGGGAAAGGAUUGCGAAAGCGUGCUCACGGAUUAUGAAUUUGUGGGUACGGAUUCAAAAACCGAAGGUACGGUUUACAAAAUCUGAGUGCACGGAUUGGAAAUUCGUGCGUACGGUUUAUUAAUCCGUGGGCACGAUUUGUUAAACCGAGGGAACAGUUUAAGAAUUCCUGAGUACGAACUGAUUGAAACCGUCGGCACGGAUUGUAUUUUUUUCUCCUACAGGUGACCUCCCGAGCUCCGUACUUUUCCAAUGAGGGGGAAAGGACUGUUUUCCCCCACGCCGACUCCGCCCACACAGCUAUGACGCGACACCGAACAAGUAUUAAAGUUGCCAUGCUUUACUUUCGCUAACCAAAAGAAAGAUGUUCAGUCUGUGUAAGGCUCUACAUAAACAGUUUUACUUGUCCCACAUCCUGACUGUGGUUGGAAUUCAACGUCAAAAUCACACGACAGUCGAUGCAGUAGGUCACCAGGCACAAAAAAAACUGUUUUACAAUCCCCAGUUAACCUGUGCAGAAGUAACAAUGGAUUCACAUUGUGUGGGUGAACUUGAUGGACUGACCUUCUAUCUGGCCAAACCAGAGGAUUACGAUGACGUGAUGGCCAUAUCACAAGACAUAUAUGGUGGCAAUGAUUACCUGCCUCAUCGCUAUCACUACUGGAUGACUGAGCCAGGAAGAGUGGUUAUUAUAGCACGAAGAGGAAAGAAGCUGGUGGCUCUGGAGUCAGGCCUGUUGGUUGAUGGAGGAGAAACUGUAAUAGGUGAAGGAUUAAGAGUGUGUCCAAAGGAAAGGGGCUGUGGUCUAGCUGGAGUGAUCCUGAGAUUUGCUGAUGGCUACAUAAAGAAGGUCUACCCUAAUGUGAAGACCAUGCGCUUCACCAGAGGAGACGACCCAAGGCCCGAAAAACUGCGCAAGUUCACACUUCUGGCCAGACGGUCCGUUCUCUCUCUACUGGGGGAUUCUGAAGGUUUUAAUAGCUUUGUCUCAGGUCUUCAGGAAAAACUGGUUGUGUCAGAUGAGACCAACAGCAGCCGUCCUUUAGUGCCAGUAAAGGACUUGGAUGCUCUUAAGGCCUUUCUAUUUGAUUCAGAUUUGUCAUCUAGACUUCAGCUUCCAGGGGGCGCUAUCAUCCAGGACUGGGAGCCCUUGAAACUCAUGGAGAGUAACCUUCACAUCUUGGCAAGGCGAAACCUGACAUGGUUUGUAGAUGGUUCCGGUGGGAAACCCCUGUUCAUGAGCUUCCACACACCUCCAUAUCCUAUUCCGUAUAACGGAGGGUCUCUAUGCUUUAAUAUUGAUCUGUAUGGGAUGGAGACGACUCUAGCAAAGAAGGCACUAACAACACACCUGAACAGUGUGAAAAGUGAGAUUCAAGGCUUGGUUUUGGUUCAUAUUUAUAUGCAUCAGACUCUAUGGAAAGAUUUAAAGCAGUUUUGUGAGGGCCAUGAUACCGUGAAGCAGUCAAAGAAUUUUUGGGAGCAGCUGUUUUUGGAAAAAGAGCUAUAAUGACAUCUAAAGAGGAUAGAGAGAAGAAAAAGAUGCCAGCGAUAAAGAAAGAUUACAUUUUUUGGUGAUUGAAGUUGUAUUAGCCAAAAAUUGAGUUGUCGAAUUUGCUUAAACAAACUAUUUGUUCAUCCAAUUAAAUCAGUUUAAGAUACAGUACAACAAUAUUGUAGCACUUUUGUAAUUUGUGCCUGAGUGAAACAAACUCUGUGAACUCAUUACUUAACAGAUGUUGAUGUCAGAAACAUGAAGCAUGUAUUUGUUUCUCCAUGCCUCAUGAGUACAGGAUGAUUCAUAAAUUGAAAGUUUGAAAUGAAAAGCACUUUAAACUGAUUGUGUUAAAAAUGUAAUGUUUAAUAUAAUAAAUUUAAAGGAUGGCUUUUUAUCAAUGUUGAAAACAACUGUGUUAUUUGUAGAAACAGUGCACUGUAAAAAAAACAAAAUAAAAUAAAAAAUGCUUCUGCAAUCAGUUAUAACACCAUACAAUUUGUUGAUAACUUCAAUGUCAAACUUAAAACUAAAGGUAAUGAAACCCUAAUUAACUACAAUUAAUUUUAAUCAAGCACAAAGACUUACUUUUUAAAGUUAAAACAAUGCAUUACUUAUUCUAAUGUUGAAUUUUAAGUUUUGAUAGUCUGUUGAUAGUUUUGAUUGAAUUUGAGUUGAAUUAAUUUCUUUAAAACUUAAACUGACCCCAAACUUGGUAGUAUAUAUAUAUACAUAUAUAUGUGUGUGUGUGUGUGUUCUAAUGAACACUUUACCGAGAUCAAAUCACUGUGGCCGCUAAAGGGCAUUGAUUAGAAUGCCAACACAAAUUGCAAAUUGUUCUCGUCUUCAGAUUUAUUAAAG
This is a messenger RNA of Cyprinus carpio (common carp), 2706 nucleotides long. Its product is annotated as histidine N-acetyltransferase-like. Gene Ontology annotation, molecular function: acyltransferase activity, transferring groups other than amino-acyl groups. The record is from RefSeq and is a predicted model, not a curated record. Bases 715 to 1860 code for a protein of 381 amino acids. The transcript has 4 exons. Lineage: Eukaryota; Metazoa; Chordata; Actinopteri; Cypriniformes; Cyprinidae.